This is a messenger RNA of Symphalangus syndactylus (siamang), 2036 nucleotides long. RefSeq names its product coiled-coil domain containing 172 (gene CCDC172). The record is from RefSeq and is a predicted model, not a curated record. Gene Ontology annotation, cellular component: cytoplasm. NCBI's taxonomy places the organism in Eukaryota, Metazoa, Chordata, Mammalia, Primates, Hylobatidae.
GUUCUCACAGGCAAGGCCCGACCUGAAGCACUGGCUCUACCCGUAGGGAAGGUUUUGGCCGUGGGUUUUGUUGGCACGUACCAUUUUGCUGAAAGACAGAGCACCUUGAGGACAUUUCCCCUAAAAUGAGAGAGGACUGGGAUCGAAAGGCUGACUCUAGAAAUGGCUGCUGCCCAGAUGCCCUCAAAAGCCAAGGCCUUGGCAGCCAUUUUUAUUUGCCGUCAAAGUGAAAAACAAACCCAGGGAGAGAUGGAGGCCUGAGUCAGGGGUUCCGCCAGGGAAAAAGGCAGACCUUGAAACUGCCCUCUUAGGGCGUGAGAGAGAAAAGCCCGGUUUGUAAACUGUAACGGGAAAUAAAGGCUGAGGGCAGGAAGGGGCAGCAGCGGCCAGCGUCCCUAGACCCUCAGACUCCGUCUGGUGUCGGGCUCCAUCUUCUUGCUGGGCUGGCGACAGACAGCUGGAGACGGGUCUAUCUGGGAAUAGUUCUAGAAGAAUCCAUCUUCGUUAUUCUGCUUUCCAGGAUCCUCGGGGUUGGUUAUAAAAUAUUUAAGGGAGAGAAAGGGAUCGCAGGAGCCAGGCGCUGAGAUGAGCUUGGAGUCCCUGUUUCAGCACAUCAUCUUCACCGAGCAUCAGGCGGAGGAGAGUCGCCGUUUGAUGCGAGAAGUAAGGUCGGAAAUAACCAGAUGUCGUGAAAAAAUUAAGAAAGCAACGGAGAAGCUGAAUGAAGAGAAAAUCAAGCUGGACUCUAAGGUUCAACAGUUUUUUGAAAAAUCCUUCCUCUUACAGCUUUUGAAAGCUCAUGAAAAUGCCUUAGAAAAACAGUACAGUGAAAUUACAAACCAUAGGAAUAUACUUCUUCAAACCUUUGAGGCUAUAAAGAAACAAAUGAUAGAGGAGGAAGACAAAUUUAUUAAGGAAAUUACAGACUUUAAUAAUGAGUAUGAAAUAACAAAGAAAAGAGAGCUUUUGAUGAAAGAAAAUGUCAAGAUUGAAAUAUCUGACUUAGAAAAGCAAGCAAACAUUUUGAAAAGUGAAAUGAAGUCAAUGGAACAUGAUAGUAGCCAGUUAAAUGAACUUCAAAAACAAAAGAGUGAAUUGAUACAAGAAUUAUUUGCUCUCCAAAGAAAACUUAAAGUUUUUGAAGAUGAAGAGAAUGAAUCCAUUUGUACUACCAAAUAUCUAGAGGCAGAAAAAAUAAAAAUCAGUGAAAAGCCUCAAAAUGAUGCAGAAUGCUUAAGACUUAAAAAAGAAUUAGAACUUUAUAAGGAAGAUGACAUGGAAAGUGUUUAUGAAGCUCUCCAAACAGAAAUAGAAUUUUUGGAGUUGACACUAGCACAGAAAGAUCUUCAGGAAAGCAAAUAACUUACAGAGAAUUGAUCAGGCAUCUGAGAUUCCAUCAGAAUAUCUGAGAAUCAAAUCUUUGUGAUAGAUGUAUGAAUGGUACCCGUUACAACAGAUCCUUGUGGGAAAUAUGGGGUUUAAAAUAUUCAAACUGUUAUAUCUAGAAAUGAUGUAUUAGCCCUUUAAGCUAAUUUUUGUCUUGUUACGUACUCAAACUUUAAGAGUUCUUCCGUGGUUUGAUUUUGUUUCUAAAGGAAGGAAAAGGAGAAGAAGUAGACACCAUGCUCCCAGGCUUCUUAUAUGCCCCUGAACCUCAAGCUGUCCUAUUCUUUCUAAUCUAUAUGAUAUGGUUUGGAUCUGUGUCCACGCCCAAAUCCCAUGUUGAAUUGUGAUCCCCACUGUUGGAGGUGGGUCCUGAUAGGAGGGGAUCGGAUCAUGGGGGUGGGUUUCUCAUGAAUAGCUUAGCACCAUUCUUCUUGGUACUGUCCUUCAGUUCCCCUGAGAGCUAGUCGUUUAUUAGUGUAUAGCACUUCUCCACUUUGCUCCUGCUGCCACCAUAUGCGAUGUCUCACUCCCCCUUUGCCUUCAGUCAUGAUUGGAAACUUCCUGAGGCCUCCCUAGAAGCAGAAGUCACUAUGCUUCCUGUACAGCCUGCGGAACCAUGGGACAAUUAAACCUGUGUUCUUUAUAAAUUA